AUAAUACCUUGGUUAAAUUUUACAUAUCUGCGAACUUCGCCUUCCUGUUGUAUGCGCCGGUGGCACCAUGCCGGAGGAGGGAGCCAAGGCGAGCGUGUCGCCGCCGCGCUGGGCCGGCCUGCACUCCGAGUACUCGCCGCCCAAGGCCGGCCCGGAGGCGGCCGGCGACCCCGGCACGCGCUCCGAGACGCGCCGCCCCCACCUGGUCAACUACGGCGCCUCCCGGCUCAGCUCGUCCGUCAGCUUCAUACCGCUGCCCGAGCACGGCCGGCUGGUGAUCGGCCUGCCCGAGCGCCAGCUGCCCGCCCGACCAUCAGUAUCCAAGGCAUGGGCGUGGAGCCGGCGCACGCCGUGCUGGAGGCGGACGGCGGCCGCGUGCUGCUGCGGCCGCAGGCCGACAUGACCACCGUCGACGGCAUCCGCUGCACCGGCCCCGUCCUCCUCAGCAAGCGGAAUGGCGCCGGAUUUGAGAGCAAGGUUUCAGCCACGUGAGAAGCAGAUGUGAGGGCUGAGACUGAACAAAGAGUUGUGGCGGCUGUGCCUCUUAACGCGGCGCUUCCAAGCCUCGUUGCUGAUGUGGGAAGAGCAUUACAAAUACAAGGGAAACGCUUACGGUUGAGCUGUGCGUGACGUAGGCUAUGAUUCACACGGCGUAUGAUAGUAAUACGAACGUCACAAUUCCAAUGGAAAGGAUCUGGAAUAUUGCCACUCAUUUGUUGUUGUUUUUUAAUCACAUAAUGCCUCCGGAGCGGGACUAAUCGCACAAGUCAAUGUUGCUACUUGUUGCGAUAUUAAGCAGCUGUCUCAAGUUUUGUGUAAGGAGCAUCAAGUCAUUACGGCAUUAUAAAAGUACUGCCCUGCCCUCGAAGAACGUGAGAGGAAAAGCGCAGACACAAAAGCUGCAGCACGUCACGAAAAAAAAACGCGAAAGGAACCGGACGCCAUGCCAUGCUUGCAACUGGCGCACAGUUGUUCAUCGGGCUCCGUGGCGUACACGCGCAGCAGGGUACUGACCUGAGGCGCCAGUGCUCGUGACAUUGGUCCACCGAUUGACGCGACUUACUUGACGUGGGGCCUGUGUCAUCCUGGGCGGUCAUGUGAAGCGUCCAUUGUUGUGCAGGGGCAGACGUGCUCCGGUAUGGUUGGCUAUGCGUGUGAAAUUGAUGAAUGCUUUCUAUUUUAGCAAUAACAAGGCUUCAGCUGGUGUCUGUAGGUGAUCUGUAAGCAAGAGACGCAUUACGUUCGCGUUGGCAUGUUGGCGAUGUUUUCGUGAAGUGAAAAUGAUUUUGU
Molecule: messenger RNA, 1290 nt
Organism: Pollicipes pollicipes
Lineage: Eukaryota; Metazoa; Arthropoda; Thecostraca; Pollicipedomorpha; Pollicipedidae
Exons: 4
Coding region: 68-403 (111 amino acids)
Source: RefSeq, a predicted model, not a curated record